AUGGAGAGUACUGCAGAAGAUAUAAUUCAGGGAGUAAUUCCAUUACCUAGCGUAUAUUUAGAAAAAAUGCUUACAGAUCCACCAAGAAGAAAUAAGAACGCUUUGUUUGAUGGGCUAGUUGCAUCUUCUAAAAUCAUUUCUUCUUUGGUCCAGUCAAUCCCCAUGCCAUGGGAGGGUGACAGAGCGCUUACAUGUGUAUAUACAACAGAUGGAAUAAUAUUGGACUGUAGCUGGAAGAAGUCAGAAGACAGUAUAAAUUAUAAGUGCAAAUGGCUUUACACUCUGCAUGGGUGCGCAUUUCGCAUUACAUAUCCAGUUAAAACAAGAAAUUAUACGAAUAAAGAGUACAAAGAGCUAAGGAAGAAGUAUCCUAUAAUAAAAAUAUCACAAAAGAGGAGCAAAGAAAGCUUGUUCCCAAUUUUGUACAACAGUGCAAGAAAAGUGCUUAAAGACAGGAAAAGUGCAAAUGAUAACCUAUUUAAAGAAGAUACUGAAACAAAAAGAAGACCUAUGUCCAGAGAAAGCAUCAAUGUUCUACUAGUUAAAGCGCAAAAAGAAAUAAAAAAACAAGAAAAGAGAGUGAUACAAGAUAAAUCAGAAGUAAAAUCCCAAAAUAAAAAAGACUCUAGGUAUAUACCGCCAAAGAAAGAGUUUAAAAGCGUAAUGGAGUGGACCAAGUUUGCCAGGCUAUAUUUGUCUCAAGGCAGGAGAAUGCUAAGUUAUGUAAUUGAGGAAAGAAAACUAAAGCACUUACAAGUAUCAGAUGCAUAUACACUAGAUGCAUCAAGGACGCUCAGCACAAAAGACAAAAAGAAAAGCCGCUUGGGACAGUCAUUUCAUGUUAUACAGGAGCUCUUUAAAUUUUUAGCAAGAAUAGUAGCCAUAGUAGAGAAAAAGAAGAAAGGAGAGAUUUCGCAAGAAGAGUCAAUGAAAAUGCUUUUCAAAGAAUUCACACACGUUGGAACAACAACCGCCAUAUACAGGUAUAAGUAUUCUACAAUUAGACAGAUAUCAGAAACAUCAAAGAUGGCAAAAUUGUUAAAUGUCUGCACAGAAAAAACAAAAGCUCCGUACAACUUAAUGUGGUGUGAGCCAUGGCGGGUUUGGGCGCUUUUUCUUCUAGGAUGUACUCCUUUGCUCUCUCAGCGCCUAGCAGAGUAUGUGCAGCGAAGGAGAGAAGGAAGGCAGAGAAGAAAAAAAAGUGUAACCAAACAAAGAAUUAAAUCAGCGAGGGACAUAUGUUUUAAAAAAGGAAUAUUUGAAAGCAUUUUAAAAAUAAUAGAGCCACAAAAGAUAAAUUUACAGAUAAUCAAAAACACGUUAAAAAAUGCCUGGAAGUGCUGGAAAAAAGAAGAAAGCCAUGAAGAAUAUAUAAAAGAACAGAUUACGAGCAAAAGUCUUUCAUCACUGAAAAGUGAAGAUGUAUAUAAAAUACAGGACCUUUUAAUAAAACAGAUAGAAAGCCUGGGGAUUGUUUGGUAUAAAGAAACAGUGCAGGAAUGGAACAAGUAUGUUAACUGCAGAAUGUCCAACAAGAAAGAGAUAAAAAAGAUAAGGGCCCGGGUUCUUCGCAUGUCAAUGAUGUUAAACAAGAGAGCACAGAAAUUUGCGCUAGAAAAGGAAUUCUCUGGAGAAUGCAGUUCUGUUCCCUGUCUAUUUCCUAACGAGGAAGCAGGGCGUGUUAAUCUUCUUUCACUUGGCCUAUAUUCAGCAGAUAUCAUGCAGGACAUUCUGUUUUUAUCGUUGAACAGGCUUCUUAGCACAUACAAAAGACAUUUAAGCCAGGAGGAAAAAAGAGAAAUGGAGUACAUCAAAACAUCUAUGAACUCACUUCCAGAAACACUCGCUCGUAUCAUUAAAAGACUAACAAAGCAUAAAGAAAGUGCUCCAAUAGUUAUAAAGUACACAGCGAGCGAUCUUACGUACAUGUACUUAAUUGAAGAAAAGACGGCGGACUCGUUUUUAGAGCAUCUUAUGGCAUACCACUUGCACAAAAACAAUCUUCUGGUGCACAAAACGCUUCCUUUAGACACUGAGCCGCUGCCUGUUACUUUGUAUAAAUACGCAGAGAGUAUGCGGGAAAUAAUAGAAAAGCAGCACGAAUUAGAGGAAAAACUGGGAAGAGCAGAGUCUCUCUAUUUUUCAUCUAUUGAUCUAACAAAUGCAUCCAGAGAGAUAGACAGAAUAUCGCUUUCUAACUGUAUUAGUGAUAUAUGCGAUGGUGUUCUAACCAAAUAUAUUAUUUCCAAGUGCUCUUCUACACUUACUUAUAAGGAUAUUACUGCAACACAAAGGCUUGGCAUAUCAUGUGGCCUAGAAUUCUAUUCCACAGUAAAUGAGCUUAUUCUGCAAAGAAUUGACAGAAUUCUAUGUAAGCUUAAAAACAAUAUUGUUAUGGAAUAUUUCAGAUGUGGAAAUAUCACAUAUAUUCUUCAUACUAAAAGGCUCUUUGAUUUUAGUACGCCAGAACUAUCUUUGCUAGUAGAUCUUCUGGUUCCCUGUGCAAACAAUGCUUCCUAUUAUAGAAAUUCUGAAUUUCUUAGAGAGCUUUCUCUUCUUGAGGGAAGACUAGAGAGAUUGCCAAUUCUUUUAUUUAAUAUAGGUAAAAAAGAGCGAAACCAGGAUCAAAUAAAGCAAGGAAAGCUGGCAGAAAUCACUAACAGUGUUAAAAUAGAUUCUUUCCCAGUUUCUCUAAAUGUGGGCGAGUUUUAUAUUAAUCUAACACAUACCUCUGCACAUCUUCAAUCCUCAAAAGAAGCACUGCGGGAACAUUUUCAUUUAAAAGCACGAAACAUAUACUAUGAUAUGACAGGAAGCUCUUUUUCUAUUGCAGCAGAUCGCUGGAAUCGCCUUAUAGUACAGAUCAUUUUAUUCUUUAGAGAAGCCCUUACAAAGGAGUUUUGGAGAAUAAUCCAGCGGUAUGAAGAAAAGAUAAAGAAGAGAAUUAUGGCCACGGUGAACAGCCGAAUGAGAAAAAGAUUUUCAAAUACUAUGUUCUAUGCAGGAAAGGAAAUUGGAGGGCUUAGUCUGAUUUCUUCUCUUGUUUUAUUGCAGGCAACUGCUCCAUGGAAAGAUGAGAUUGCUCUAUCCAGCGCAGUAUACAACAAGAUACUUUCUGAGAUGGGUAAAGCCUCCUCUGAGAGGAUAGCCGACUCUUUGCGCUGUGUAAUAAGUUCACUAGAGAAGGCGGGGGUGUACAUAAAUCAAAGCGGAAUACCAAGGGUGCCAACAUUUCUCCAUAAGCCAGCCCGGUUUAGAGCGGAUGCUAUGUGGAGGCUUAGAAACUAUCAUUUGUCUGGAGUCAAAAGAUGGACCACUGAAAUACACGAUGGGUAUUGGGUGCCGUGGGAGAGAUAUAAUUCCCUUCUUCUGCGCACAAAUGCAUACUCUAUUGACUCUUCUCCAAUACACUUUACAAAUACAGACUGCACAGAUCCAAAAGCACAAGGAAAUCUUCUGCCUUUAGUAGAACAGAAGUGGACUGGCACUCAAAAGCAGUACGAGUCUACUGCAAAAGAUCCAAGCAUUUCAAAAAGUAUAAUAUGUAAUAUAGACACCCCAAAAACAGUAAUAAAGGCACGAUUAAGCGAAGCCUCCAGGCUACCUAAUAAGAUGUUUAUGCUUUGGUGGAGCCCUACUAUCAACCGGUGCAAAGUACAAGUAGGCCAUCCAAUGCGCAUUUCGGGCACGCGAAUAGAUCUUUAUGGAAAGCUUUCUUCACUUAGGCUUAGUUACGAAAAGCUUUUUUCUAAUGGGCUGUGGGAGAAUAUCCACCUAGAAAUAGCACAGAAACUAGCCCAGUUAUUGGAAACUACCACUCUUACGCAUGGAGUUCAAUCAAUCAGCUUAGUGAAUCUGAACUCAUCUCUCACAGAAACUCUUCUUCCAUCUAUAUUAUUUGACAUUCCAGAUCUGUCUCUAUUUAAUGGGUGGAUUGCUCUUAAACUCCGGUGGAGUGAUAUUGACACAGAUAAUAUUUCAGACGAAUGUGAAAGGUAUCUUGAAGAAAUGAAAGAAUCUGCAUCUUCGUACACACACAGCGCACACGGGUGUGUUGUUUUGGUUGAUCUAAGAAUAUGUGAAUAUCGAGUUGGGAUAACAAACAAGGCACUUUCUCAUAUAGAUACUCUUUUGAACAAAUCUUUAUUGCAUCACCUGCCAGAUCUUCCCAGCUUGAAUCUGCUAAAGUCCAGGAUAUCUCGACUAGUGGGAUAUUCUGUGGAGGAAAAAAAGGUGUUUGCUCCUUUAGACAUGUUCAAAUACUCGCGCGGCACACUUCUGUUGGAAAUAAGCAAUGAGUCUGCCGUGGGAAUAAACAUACUAACAGGAGAGAUAUAUAGGCGAAAAUACACAGCAGAUACUAAAUUUGCAACUAUUGCUCAGUGGGUUGGGCAAAUAGUCACAGCACAUAAGAUACACCAUGUAUUCUCACUACCAAGAACAUGCACACUCCUAGCAAAGUCUAAUAUAAAUGCUAUGUGCAUGCCCUGCAAUAUAAAUAUAGAGUUAGCCAGUAUUCCGUGGGAAAUAGGCAAUCCUUAUAAACACUGGGGGAAAUCUGCACCAGCAUACUCUCUUAUGCGCCGGCUAUUUCUUAUAGUGCGGCAUGUGUCUUUUUUUGGCAUGGAGGCACUUGAUUUAUUCUACAAAACCCUGCCCAGUGAAGAAUGGGCUUCUAUAGAAAGCAAGCUAGCUAUGGAAGUUUGCGAGCGCAUAAAAAAUGAGAGUAAUAUCUCUGGCAAAAUAGUAGCAGAUUCUAACCAAAUGAACAAUUUUCUUGAUAGCAUUGCCUUUGGAAUAGAUAUAAAAGAACUGUUUGUUAAGCCUCAUGAUAUAGAAGAGUGGAAAAAUAUGACAGACUGGAGAAAUAGAUAUAAAUUUUCCUGCCAGGAUGCAAGUGGCCUAGAUGGCCUGUUUAUCCCAGCAAACAAUCAGAAAGGUACAGAAACACAGCAGUUAGAUCAAGCAGAUAAAACUCCAUCUUUUGCAAUUAACCAAGACAUACUUUCUACACUAAUUCGUAUUUCAGACCCGUUAGUUCCGAUGGUUGGGUUUAUAUGCCACAGUUCAGCGUAUCCUAUGCGAUCUAUCCUUAUUACGCCCCGGCAGUUAUUUAGCGCUAGAAACUUCUUUAUUUCUCUUUCUAGCAGCGAGCCUUUUGUUUUAAGUGCAAUAAUCCAAACAAAAACACCUUUUUCAGAUGGUAUUACAUUUACUUAUACCGGAAUUCCCUUUGCCAUGCAAUCUGAUAUUUUAAUGCUUUCUCUUGAUAUUAUUCAUAACAAGUGCACAGGAAAUCUGUGUGAAGUUGACUCUAUUGGAGAUACGCAUUCCUUUAAGUCAGUUAAAGAUAUUUCGGUGUGCUAUACAAAAGAGAAAAGCAUGUUUUUAACUGCAGUUGGGUGGAAUCAGAAUAUAGUUAAGCACCCAGCAGACCCUGUACUAAUUCCAGAGAGACCGCUCCCCUUCUUUGCCGAAGAGUUUAGAAGGUCUCAUUUUAUUUAAUAAAAUACUCGAAAGAAUCCAUUUGGGUAGAUAUACCUUAUCAAUAAUAAGUUUAUGCCUUAUAUAGUAGUAUAGUGAUGUUUACAUUUUGUAGUAUAUUUAACCCACUGGGCUCUUAUUAUUUUUAAUGAUAAUCUGAAAUAUAAUCUGAAAUUAAAAUAAAGCAAAUAAUAAGAUAUAUGUAUAAAAUGUUGCCGUGC
Molecule: messenger RNA, 5705 nt
Organism: Nematocida parisii ERTm1
Lineage: Eukaryota; Fungi; Microsporidia
Exons: 1
Coding region: 1-5505 (1834 amino acids)
Biological process (GO): mRNA splicing, via spliceosome; spliceosomal tri-snRNP complex assembly
Cellular component (GO): catalytic step 2 spliceosome; U5 snRNP
Molecular function (GO): U1 snRNA binding; pre-mRNA intronic binding; U6 snRNA binding
Source: RefSeq, a predicted model, not a curated record